This is a messenger RNA of Theileria parva strain Muguga, 468 nucleotides long. RefSeq lists its product as uncharacterized. The record is from RefSeq and is a predicted model, not a curated record. The transcript has 3 exons. Bases 106 to 468 code for a protein of 120 amino acids. NCBI's taxonomy places the organism in Eukaryota, Apicomplexa, Aconoidasida, Piroplasmida, Theileriidae.
UUUAAAAUUACUUUUGAUUAAAAUUUGUAGAAUCUUUAAAUUAAAAAUCCAGUUGUUAUUUUUGUGUAUUAAUCGAAUGGUUAUCUUAAAUCGCAAGUGUUAGUUAUGAAUGUGCAGGGAUACAAACUACUCCUGUAUGUUGUUUCAAACGACGGCGAUGACUGGGAAACUCCAAACGCACUAAUAAUUCCACUCAAAACUCCAAACUCAGAAGUUACUCUGGCAGAUAUACGUAAAUUGUUCCCACUUCCAGGAAAUUAUCAUUUUAGGACUAGAUAUAGACAUAAUAAUUCAUUUGUUUGGUUAGAUUUAACCAGAGAAGACGAGCCUCUACAAAGUGCAGAUAAUGUAUUCUAUAUGAAAGUUUUGAGACUUGGUAACGGCUCAGGAGGAGAAAAUUUUUGUAAAGUAAAAGCAAAUUUAAUAACUGAAACCGCUGCUGAAAACUUGAAUUUCGAUCUUAUAUAA